This is a messenger RNA of Alligator mississippiensis (American alligator), 2583 nucleotides long. RefSeq names its product transmembrane protein 106C (gene TMEM106C). The coding region runs from base 121 to 936 and encodes 271 amino acids. NCBI's taxonomy places the organism in Eukaryota, Metazoa, Chordata, Crocodylia, Alligatoridae. The transcript is spliced from 8 exons. The record is from RefSeq and is a predicted model, not a curated record.
CCGGCGGAAGCUUCACCCCUUUCCGGCCUUGUCAUAGCAACACUGGUCACCGGGGAGGCGGGCAGAAGGACAGAGGGAGGCGGUUGCUGCAGGACAUGAGGUGCGGCCCCAGCGCUCGCCAUGGGGUCCCCGCUGUCCCACUUCGUUAGCGUGGCCCGCAGGCAGCGGUGGGAAGAGGAGGACGAUGACAUCCUGUGCAGCCGGGACCGCGAGGAGGACAUCGCCAAGUUCCCCUACGUGGAGUUCACAGGGCGGGACAGCAUCACCUGCCCCACCUGCCAGGGCACCGGCUGCAUUCCCACAGAGCAAGUAAACGAAUUGGUGGCUCUAAUACCAUACAGCGACCAGCGGCUACGCCCCCAGAGAACGAAGCUGUACGUCUUGUUGUCCGUGCUGCUCUGCCUUCUGAUAUCGGGGCUGGUGGUUUUCUUCUUGUUCCCACACUCUGUCCUUGUGGAGGACGAUGGCAUCAAAGUGGUUCAAGUUUGGUUUGACAAGAAGAACUCCAUUGUCAUUCUGGCCAUCAUGGCCACCUUGAAGAUCAGAAAUUCCAACUUUUACUCAGUUGCCAUAACCAGUCUGACCAGCCAGGUACAAUACAUGAACACCGUAGUGGGAACCCAGCAGAUCUCCAAUGUCACCCACAUCCAGGCACGGAGCGACCAACUGGUGAAUUUCACCGUGAAAGCGGAGAUGGGUGGGCCUUUCUCUUAUGUCUACUUCUUUUGCACGUUGGAGAAGGUCAAAGUGCACAAUAUAGCGAUCUUCAUGAGGACGUCCGUGAAAAUCUCCUACAUUGGUCACUUGACUCAGAGCUCCUUGGAAACGUAUCACUAUGUUGACUGCGGUGCUAAUUCCACAGCUGUCCAGGAUUCUUCGCGCAUGCCAACGUCAUCUAGCAUAGGAGGCACAACCAAAGCAAAAAGCACGAUCUGAAGACGUUCAAGGCAGCUAAUGCUACUCUCGGAAGUGACCGCUCGCACUGGCUUCCAUUCUGAUCUAAAUAGAUAUAGGAGGAGUCGCAAGGUAACUGUUCAAUGGAUGGACAAGGACCGUUUGUCUGGGAGAAAUGCAGGGUGAUCAGGAGGAGUCUGAAAGCAGGCAGCACUGCUCUACAUUGCACAUGCAACUUGACUGACCACUGACAAUAUGAAGAAUGCUUUGGGGAACGUGCCCCUUUGCGAUCCAGCCUGACUUGCCAAAAGAAGCUGAGCACCCGCUUCUGCCACAGUCCAACGUUUGGCUAGUGCUGCAGUGUUUCUUAAAGUUUUACUAACUUUGCAUUGUCUGGGGGGCAUUUGGAGAAAAGAUUCUGAAGUAGGCUUCAGGGUCUAUCUGCUGCCUUGGGGUAAUCCUAAGGGUUGAAUUUUUGCUGUUGCUUGUUUCAGUGUUUUGCUCUAUUUGUCCAGUAAGGAUGAGAGAGCUUGUUAGCAUAACUCCUUUGACUGCACCUCCCCCCACCCCCAGUCCCCCUUGUUCUGCUCAAUGUCUGCUCAACACUGCUGAAAUAGUCCAUGAUUCCUUUUGCUCAGGAAGGCAUGGUCCAUUUGGGAACUAUGCUACUGGGGCCCUUGAGUUUUUGUUCUCUGUAGAUGACACUUGCAUUCAGUCUUGGAAAGGGACAUAACUGAAGCCAUUUGGUGUUUAAACUUAAUCUAACUAGUGUCAUUCUCUUGCUGAUGUACAGGUUUGCUGUUGCCCUCUUUCUUGAGGCUGUUUGCAGCCUGUCAAAACCAAACUGCAGGAGCCAUUGCACUAAGAUGAGCAAUAAGAAUGCCACUCCAGGGGUGAUAUCCUGACUUCUUCCUUUUACAGACCAUAUAGUUCUUAGGUGUUUCUCCCUCACUUGUUUUGCAGCUGCUGCUCUAGAGAUAAGGUUCUGAGUUUUUGGGUGCAGCCAUGGACCUUGGACCUCAGCAGCAUUCUGCCUGCCUACCUGCUGCUUUCUCUAGUCCAGCAGUUUUUUUUCAGACCAGUUUAUUAAUGGUCAAUAUCUUGCCAUAAUACGUUUGUACUGUUGAAGAAGGGAUUUAGUAGUGCUGCCUAUGUGUGUCUCUAUCCUCUGUACUCAAGGUCAAGUGAAGAACCAUGUUUGAGUGAAUUUUCACUUGGGUUUAUUGGGAGUUUCCCAUUUCAUAUGUACAUUUUAAUGCAGUUUGUGUUGGAGGGUAGCAGCAGGGUGUGUUCCUCUUUGUAUUAAGGCCAGUAAAUCUAACACCAGGCAUUUCUGACACUAGACAAAUUCCAUGCUUUGUCCAUAGGACAGCAGAUUCCACAGUCUGCUUCUGACCUGGAUUCUUGCACUUUGUGAUUUCAGGGACCUGCAAUAUUGUUCAGCCUUGUAACUCUUGGGCUAAGUUAGUCUGCACCUUUCCCCUUGCUGGGGUUACAAGAGCUGUAAUGGGGAAAGAAAAGUGCAAUAUGGGCUGUGAAGGGAAUAACGUGUUUCAAUGAAAGAUUUUUUUUUUCCUUUUUUACGUGUGAAAUAAAACUGUUUUGUUUUAAGAAAAUUGCACUCAAAGCCUGGUAGAACUUACAGAGCUGAAUUCUAUUAAUUAAAUAAACUGACUUGUAUUUACCACA